Molecule: messenger RNA, 336 nt
Organism: Soboliphyme baturini
Lineage: Eukaryota; Metazoa; Nematoda; Enoplea; Dioctophymatida; Soboliphymatidae
Source: the annotation of a GenBank genome assembly
AUGACCAGUGGCCAGUCGUCACCGAGGUUAAUGUUUUUCGACCGCGGCAUGUUCCACAUUAAUUUGAGCAAGACGACCAAUGUGGUAACCGACAACUCCAACGGCUGGCAGAACGGCGACGACAACGCCAGCAGGGAAGGUAUACUGCCGAGCAGCGAUUCGCCGUCGUCUGACGUCGGCACGUCGGAUACCGUCCAGCAGAUUACGUCUCAUCUGGUCACUUCGCUGUCUGCCUCCAAGGAGCCCGUUGCUUUGCCCGACCACUCGCAGCUGGCAGUGUUGCUGAACUGGCUCAAGCCGGCGAUCGAUCGUGGCUCUGCUUCGGUACUUACUUAA